AUGGUACCGGACGAGCUGAUUCUGGGUCACAGCAGAUACCAACUGGUGGUCCUCGCCUGUGCCCACAUCUCAGCCUUCAUGGCAGUCUUCCACCAGGUCUCCACCUACCUGCUCUCCCGCCCCGUGGACCACUGGUGCAAGCCUCCAGCUCAAUAUGCCCACAUGUCUCCGGAAGCCUGGAAGAACUUGAGCAUCCCGCUGGAAGAAGAGGGGCACUACAGCCAGUGCACCAUGUACGAUCCGCCCGAUGGUCCCUCGAACGCCACCAGGAAGGUAGUGGGAUGUGUCCAGUGGGACUACAACCUUAGUCCCGGCGUCCAGACUAUGGUGAGCCAGUGGAACCUCGUCUGCGGCGACGCUUUGGACCUGCCUGUGAUCGUGGUUUAUACCAUCGUGGCCGACAUGCUUUCCAUUCCAGUCAUUGCUCAGGUUUCCGAUAAGGCGGGUAGAAGGAACGUGAUCUACGCCUGCGUCGUCUUUGCGGUGGUGACGUGGGGUGUGGUCUAUUUUGCCACCAGCUACGUGCUGUUCACUGUUGGACGCAUCUUCCUCUCAAUCGCGCUCAGUACCCUCAGGAUGAACACCCUCAUCCUGCUCUUCGAAGUGACCUCUCCGGGUUACCGGGACUGCUUCAUCAGCGCGGCGCACCUGGGCGUCGCUCUGGCAAUGACGUCGGCUACGAUGCUCGGCUGUGCCACCGUGUCCAAGCGAACCGUCUUGGCCGUUGGCAUGAUGCCCACGGCGCUGUUCGUACUGGCUGUUGGCGUCGUCGACGAGUCACCGCGCUUGUUGGCGACCCGCUGGGAGUUCGAUCGGGUAAUGAACGUGCUGAGGUGGAUGUACCGCGUGAACGGGACCUCCUUCGCGCCACCGCCUCUAAAGAACCACUUCCAGGUCAAGCGGAACGAAGCGUUCCACGACCUAGUUCAGGUGACCAUCCUCGACCUCCUUUCUCAAGCUGCUCUCAGAAACCGCACCAUCCUUGUGGGUGGCGUAUGGUUCUGCUUCAUCUGCUCGUACUACGCCUCCUGGCAGCUGAGCCCAAAGAUCUGCGACGUGACCCUUCUACUGGUCAUAUCCUUGUACCAGGUGUCCACCGCCCCAGUGUCAUGCGUACUCUUGAGACUCUACGGCAGGAAGGCGUCCUUGAGCGUGGUUUGCGUCUUGUCAGGUGGCCUCGCCUGCGUUCAGUCAGUGUCGGUGAUACUGCCCGACUAUAUGGCAACUAUAUUGCGGCACUUGACCCUGUCUACUAUUCUUCUCAAUUUUUUCCUCUGCUACGUUUACACGCUAGAGCUUUAUCCGACGGUCAUGAGAACCAUGGGAGUCUGCACCGCCAUGUUGUGCGGCAAGCUCGGUUCCGUCGUCUCUUUUUUUGUGAGGGAUCAGUCUAAGGUUCAUCCGAGUGUGCCGGACAUUUUGAUUGCAGCUUUGAUGAUAGGUGCCAUGGUCCUGUUGUCAUGGCUUCCCGAGACGAAGUACACCAAGGUCCCGGACACGCUGUACGAUGUCGAGACUCAGGUUGUGAGAGGAAUCGUCAUCAAGAUGUUCCAAAAAUGA
Molecule: messenger RNA, 1560 nt
Organism: Ixodes scapularis (black-legged tick)
Lineage: Eukaryota; Metazoa; Arthropoda; Arachnida; Ixodida; Ixodidae
Product: solute carrier family 22 member 6-like
Exons: 1
Coding region: 1-1560 (519 amino acids)
Source: RefSeq, a predicted model, not a curated record